Geodia barretti is the source of this 1326-nucleotide messenger RNA. The record is from the annotation of a GenBank genome assembly. Lineage: Eukaryota; Metazoa; Porifera; Demospongiae; Tetractinellida; Geodiidae.
AUGGCAGAGAGCGAAAAUCCACUGUCUUUGCCGCUACUCCCGAGCGCCUCCGACGGUUGCAACGCUCACAAGAGCGAAGACCAAGACGUGAGGUCUCCCCCUAAAAAGAGCAAGACAGAUGAAGCGGAGCAUGGGUCGAGCCCGGAAGUUGAGGUGGUGAAGACGGACGAGUUUGAAUUUCUGGACGGCAUGACUCGCUUAGCCACUCUUGAAUCGGAACUGGAAGAUGUCAAAACCGGACUAAUGUCGAGACAGGGACUAGACCAAUUCGUCCCGUUUCGCCUCCUGCAUCCGUGGGGAAACAGGGUUCUGUCGGUGACAGACCUGAGUGGCGGGAUGUGGUGUGAAGUCAACGUGGAGUACCGCAAACUCCACCGCCACCUCAAGAACUCCCGGGAGUGGAAGAGGAUGGAAGAGAAGGGCAUCCCCUGUGGUGCUCAAGACAGAGUCCAUGAAGAAAGGUUCCGAAGUCCAUCUCAAGAAAGAUUUUGUUUACUGUUUUUGGCAGAGUUGGAGGUUCAUGAGAUAGUGAAGGUGGAAACAGUGACCAAAGAGGACAGGGCUGCAGUUCAACUCAUCAACACCUACACUCAACUCUCUGUCGUCAAAACUGGGGGCAUGGAGAGAGAAGUGUCCGUGUUUGGGGAUCCGUUUGAGUCCGGUGUCCUCGUGAGAGGGAUCAUUGACCAACUGCAGUAUUUCCCGGAGGCCGGCGAGCUCAUCCUCACAGACAACAAGACAAGACGGGCCAAAUCGCUACCCCCGACGGAGCAGAAAAAGGGGACCCGUUUUCAGCUGAUGUUGUACAAGUACCUGCUGGAUCGCAUGUGUUUGGGACUCACCAAGGGAGAGCUGUUGUACCGGCACUUGAAUCUGGAGAGGGAGUCGUGUCUCACGCAGGGGGCUCUGAAUCACAUCAUCAGCUGCGGUCUUAGUGGGCUGUUUAGUGACGAACUGGGAGUUGCCGGAGGAUUAACCAGCUCACAGCAAGGAUUUACUGAAGGGUCGAGCAUUUCUCAGCAAGGAAUUGGACUCGGACUGCCACUUGUGGGAGUGCUGAUGGUGCACUACGAACACCAGGGGAGCGGCGAGUCACUCGGGAUGGACACCGUGGAGUACGAUGAACAGUGGAUGAUGGGCGAGCUGAAGAACAGACUGGGGUACUGGGAGGGCUCCCGGCCAGCGCAAGGCGUCGACAUCGAGUCGGCGUGGAAAUGCUCGAGUGCCAGUUCAGAGACAUAUGCACCUGGAGACUCCAGGGACAACUUGAAACUUCGCCGGCUGCAAGAUUAUCGUCACGAUGAAAAAAACUCAUUGCAUACAUGA